AUGGCAGAGGACAUCUACCCAAACAUCGCAAAGUGCAAUAUUUUUCUCCUAUAUUCAUAUAAAUGUGCUCCUAAAAAAAUUCGUGAACUUGAAACACUAAAACAGCAUUAUUGCAACCUGGAAGAUCAAAUCUUCAGCCAGCCAUUAGGAACAAAGACAUGGCUGCCCCAAAGGACAAGAUGCAAGGAGAUGAAGAAGCAAGGGAAGACAAAGAAAAUGGACACCAUGUUGAAAGACCCACUGAUCUUCCAUUUGGAUUCUUCACUUCUGCAGGAGGAUAGAUUGGCUCUCUUGAUUGAACGUGAAGUCCAGAGGCGUGUGCUGGAAGAAGUUGUGGCUCGAGAGAGUGCAGCACUAAGCUCAAGAACGAAUCCUAGGAGGAAUUACAGGUCCAUGAGUACUUCAGUUGAUCCUUGGAAUCUAGGAUUAAGAGUGCUUACCCCUUCGGAAGUGAGGCCAUAUACUUCCAUGAGUGCUGGAUAUGAGAUGGAAGGGGAAGUUGGGAACCACCUUUAUCAGAGUGCUACAUCUGCAGAUGAUUUGCUUUUAACUCCAGCACCUUUGCAGUCACCCAUGACUGACUAUGAUAUGUCAUGUGGGAUAUGUGUUUGUAUACCUGGCUAUGAAAUGCGAGGAGCUGGAUCUGCAGCACAUUGGGAAUAUGAGGUGAAAAUAGCUGCUGGGAAUGAUUCUUGGACAGUAUUCAGAGAUACAGACGAUUCAGGGAGCUUCAUAUGUACAUGUGUCACAAAUAUGGCCAACCUGUGGAAGAACUUUACUUUCCACCACGGAGGUUAUUUGGCAACUUCACAGAAAGGGUUGUAGCUGAGCGCAGAGGACAGCUUGAGGUUUACCUUCAGCAGCUGAUAGUUCUGUGUAGUGAACUAUAAGGCUCUCCACUGAGCGGCUCCUCUCCCUCUCGGGCAACCUUGGCCGCCUUCUCUCCCUUCUUCCAGCGAGGAGUCUUUGAAUCUUCCAGACAUACAACAAGUUAGAUUAUAGAAGAAGAACAUUGUUAUUUGAAAAGAUCAGUCCUAUAAUAUCUGAUAUUCAAACAUAGAGGAUCUAUUUUGUGAUUUUCAAGGAUAGUGGAUA
Penaeus vannamei (Pacific white shrimp) is the source of this 1095-nucleotide messenger RNA. Lineage: Eukaryota; Metazoa; Arthropoda; Malacostraca; Decapoda; Penaeidae. The record is from RefSeq and is a predicted model, not a curated record.